UCAGCGAAGGAAUACUGUCACCAUCACUCAACCAGUACAAAAUUGGACCUGUAAUUUGCAGACAUGGCGACUCUUAAAGUGCUAUAUAGAGCGGAGAAUGUGAUCUUCAGGAACGUGUCGGCCAAGAUCAAUUCGAGACACUCGCUUAGUAAGACGUGUUGCAGCUACUUUUCCACUUCAAGUCAACGGUCAGCACGAUUUUAUUCUGACCCUCUAGAUGCUGUCAAAGAUAUUCCUAAUGGAGCUACUGUUCUUGUUGGAGGUUUUGGUUUAUGCGGUAUUCCAGAGAACCUGAUCAAUAGUUUGCUGAAGACGGGGGUUAAGAGUCUGACUGCAGUCAGCAAUAAUGCAGGAGUGGAUGACUUUGGCCUGGGCCUGCUCCUGCAGACCAAACAGAUCAAGCGCAUGAUCUCGUCAUAUGUUGGGGAGAAUGUGGAGUUUGAGAGGCAGUAUCUCGCUGGUGAGUUGGAGGUGGAGCUAACCCCACAGGGUACACUUGCGGAGCGGAUUAGGGCCGGUGGCGCAGGUGUGCCUGCCUUCUUUACUGCCACGGGCUAUGGGACACUUAUCCAGGAGGGAGGAUCUCCUAUCAAAUACAACACAGACGGCACCAUUUCCAUUGCCAGCGAACCCAGAGAGGUGCGAGAAUUUAACGGCAGGCACUUCAUCAUGGAGAAAGCCAUCACUGGUGACUUUGCGCUGGUCAAAGCCUGGAAAGCAGAUAAAGCCGGAAAUGUCAUCUUCAGGAAAACCGCACGAAACUUCAACCAGCCCAUGUGUAAGGCAGCCAAGAUCACAGUUGUGGAGGUGGAGGAAAUUGUUGACGUAGGCACAUUUGCAGCAGAAGACAUCCACAUUCCCAGCAUCUACGUCCACAGAAUCGUCAAAGGAGAACAAUACGAGAAGCGAAUUGAGAGGCGCACAGUAAAGAAAGGCCAGACUGAAAAGCCUAAACCCAAGAAAGACUCUGAUGUUGUGAGAGAGCGGAUUAUUCGCAGAGCUGCACUAGAGUUUGAAGAUGGAAUGUACGCUAACCUGGGCAUUGGAAUUCCCAUGCUGGCUAGUAAUUUCAUUCAACCAGAUAUUACUGUUCACCUGCAGAGUGAGAAUGGCAUUUUGGGGCUGGGCCCAUACCCAACAGAGGAAGAGGUUGAUGCAGAUCUCAUCAAUGCUGGUAAAGAAACUGUCACAGUUCUUACUGGAGCCUCCUAUUUCUCUAGUGAUGAUUCCUUCGCCAUGAUCAGAGGGGGCCACAUCAACUUGACUAUGUUGGGUGCCAUGCAGGUAUCCAAGUAUGGAGAUCUUGCCAACUGGAUGAUUCCGGGUAAGAUGGUGAAGGGCAUGGGAGGGGCUAUGGAUCUAGUGGCCAGUGCCGGGACUAAAGUGGUUGUUACUAUGGAGCACUCUGCUAAGGGUGACAAACACAAGAUUCUGGACAAGUGCAACCUGCCUCUGACCGGAAAACAGUGUGUGGACCGAAUAAUUACAGAAAAGGCGGUAUUCGAUGUGGACAAGGACAAAGGUUUAACCCUAAUUGAGAUUUGGGAGGGUCUGACACUAGAUGAAAUUAAGAAAUGCACAGGGACAGACUUUGAGGUCUCUCCUAACUUGAAACCAAUGCAGCAGAUUUAACUCUUAGGCAAAAAUGCUUAAGAUUGUUGGGACUAUUCACAACUGGUGGAAACCAGACACUUGUUAAAUCCCCCAUGUACAUCCUUUGGAGGUACUAAAGAUUUGUGUGGAAAUUUGACUGAAGCAUGCUCAAAACAACAAAUAUUCAAUAUGCUCCUCAAGCCACAACAGUGUCGUCAUCUGUUAAAAUAACUUCAAAUAAUGUGUUACCUGAAUGCGUAGUAUAAGCCAUCUGUUUUUUUUUUUUUUUCAGUUUAGCAAUUGAUUGGAAUGCAACGGUUUUGCAGAAUAUUCUCAAAGAGUAUUGAAUGUAGAAUAUUGUCAAUAAUAAGUAUUGUAUUUAUACAGGCAGAAUAAUCUGUCUACAUUUCACAAAACAGAAUUGUCAUGUUCUAACUCAAAUUUACAGGUAAAAUUUUUGAUUUUACAGUGUACAUAUCCUUUGUACAAAACAAUAAACUUCUAUUUCUCACAAGUCGAAA
Messenger RNA from Xyrauchen texanus (razorback sucker), 2114 nucleotides. RefSeq names its product succinyl-CoA:3-ketoacid coenzyme A transferase 1, mitochondrial-like. Gene Ontology annotation, molecular function: succinyl-CoA:3-oxo-acid CoA-transferase activity. The transcript is spliced from 17 exons. Gene Ontology annotation, cellular component: mitochondrion. The record is from RefSeq and is a predicted model, not a curated record. The coding region runs from base 64 to 1632 and encodes 522 amino acids. Gene Ontology annotation, biological process: ketone body catabolic process. NCBI's taxonomy places the organism in Eukaryota, Metazoa, Chordata, Actinopteri, Cypriniformes, Catostomidae.